AUGAAUAGUGAAGCUAGACCAGCUGGAACAGCAGCAUUACCGGAAGCCAAUGACGUUGAAAAGAAAGAUCCCAACGAGUGCAACUAUGUCCAGAAUAAUAAGAGAUCACACGGCAAAGGCCGAGGUGGAUACAAAGGGCGUGGCCGUGACAACUACUCGAACGGCCAGACAACUACUCGACCGGCCGGAAAGGAAACCACAAUAACUGUGGUCGUGGUUCCAACUAUGGCCGUGGCCGAGGCAGUUAUGGCCGAGGUCGAGGCGGCUUAUCCAAACCGUUUUACUCGACCAAAUCCGUUUGUCAAAGAUGUGGGAUGGACAACCAUUGGGCCAAGAAUUAACAAGAACCCGGAGGCUCACAUGGUCCAUGAUUCCGGAUAUGAUGCUGAUGAUGAUUCCGACUUUGCUAACAAUGACCUAAUGGAUUUUGAGACUUCUGAUUGUCUCAAAGACUAG
Brassica napus (rape) is the source of this 456-nucleotide messenger RNA. RefSeq lists its product as uncharacterized. Bases 1 to 456 code for a protein of 151 amino acids. The record is from RefSeq and is a predicted model, not a curated record. Lineage: Eukaryota; Viridiplantae; Streptophyta; Magnoliopsida; Brassicales; Brassicaceae. The transcript is spliced from 2 exons.